GGGAGCUUUGGAAACCGGCCUUGUGUCUAAAGCACGGGCCUAGCAGAGUGUGUGUGGGACAAUACCUGUAGAGAGCACACUUCAGGGCAGGAUGCAGCGGUGCUGGAUGGCUCUGGCUCUGUUUCUGUGUGGGUCUGCCUGUGUCCACAGAGACUGCGGAAGGGUGCCCUGUGUGGUCAAAGGUCACCCUGAAGACAAGCACCUCGAGAGCUGUGGAGAUGGAGGCAUUGCAGGAAGGCUUCAGCCCCCGCAAGAGGCGUCUGUCUCUCAGGAGCGGCUGGUGGGGUCCGUGGCAGCAUCUGUGCUGCUUACGUUUGUGGUGGGCUUCAGUGCUGGAGCUAUGAGCAGGACCCAUGUGCUCAGAUGCCUCCGUGCAGUGGGCAGAAGACUGGCUCCCCACCACCGUCCACCACCCCCUCGGGUCUCCCACCAUGAGGUCAUGAUGAGCAGCUUGGAUAGCACAGUGCCCCCUAUCAAACCCCGACGCAGCUACAGACUGAACCCACCCACACAGCACACAGUCUACCUGGAGUCAUGUGACAGUGCAGCUUCAGCAGCACAGACAGGAGAGGUGACAAGGGCAGAGGUGACAGGUGCAGAGGAAGAGACAGGGGCAGAGGAGGUGACAGGGGCCGAGAUAACAGGUAGAGAGGAGCAGACAGGGGCAGGAGAGGUGACAGGAGCAGAGAUAACAGGUACAGAGAAGGAGUCAGGGGCAGAGGAGGUGACAGGAGCAGAGGAUGUGACAGGGGCAGAGGAAAUGGCAGGGGUAAGGGAAGCAACAGAGGCAGAGGAGGAGACAGGCACAGAGGUAACAGGUACAGUGGAUAUGAAGGGAGCCAAGGAGAUAGGUGUAGAGGAGGUUAUGUGUGCAGCAGAGGUGACAGACGCAGAAGAAAUGGCAGGUCCAGAGGAGGGUACAGAGAUGACAGGUACAGAGGAGACAGGUCUAGAUCGGGAAGGUACAGAGGAGGCAGGUACAGAAGAGGAGUCAGGAGAGCCCUCAGAUGCAAAGACCAGCAGAGGGCGCCGUGUGCGUGUCAUCCGCCUGUACCAGUAUGACGAGGAGGGCCAAAGGUAUGGACAUCUGCCACGGCCUUCGCUUCAGGAGCCGCGGCCCAAAGUCAAACAGCGCUCCCUGUCACUUAACCACCUCCACACCAUCAUGGCUGCUGCCACUGCAGGGCCCCUGGAGGCCGUGCAGGGGGAAGCCCCAGCUCAAGACUCUACAUCAUAAAGACCACAUGUGUUUGCGCGAGUCAACUCAUUUGCCAUUUCUAAUUCUGCUAUGCUGCUCUCUCUCUGUUAUUUUCACUGUUAAAUACAGAACAGUCAGUCCAGUGGCACAAAAUAGACAAUUCACCAGUAUACCUAGAAAAAAGCCCCAUUUUCAGCCACAUCGUGCCUCCAUAGGCCGUGUCUCAAUUCGUCAAAUGCACCUUUUGAAGGUACUCCUCGAAGUACUCCUCAAAGUAUAGUUUGAAGCUUCCGAAUGAGAAUGUGUACUCCUCAGUGUAGCCGCCAUCUUGCUGAAGUGGGACAGGCCUACACCACGGACCGUACUUCCACCGCUGUCUUUGAGCAUACAAUACGUACAUUACGUACGUUAUUUUUAAUUAUUUAUUAUUUAAUAGAAAAAAAGUCAAGAUGUC
Messenger RNA from Periophthalmus magnuspinnatus, 1652 nucleotides. RefSeq lists its product as uncharacterized. The record is from RefSeq and is a predicted model, not a curated record. Bases 92 to 1237 code for a protein of 381 amino acids. The transcript is spliced from 3 exons. NCBI's taxonomy places the organism in Eukaryota, Metazoa, Chordata, Actinopteri, Gobiiformes, Gobiidae.